GGCGGCCAGCUCGGACAUUCAUUGCCUGAGCAUCCUCGGUGCAAGUGCUUUUUGCAGGAGUACGCUAGUCCGUGCCGAAACACCAACAAUCACCAUGAACGCCGCGUUCAUCGCCCUUCUGCUGUGCGCCUGUGUCGCCGUCGCCAUGGCCGGCGGCUUUGGUGGCUACGGGGGCGGCUUCGGCGGAUACGGCGGAUACGGUGGCGGCUUCGGCGGCUUCGGCGGCCUCGACGGUGGCCACGGCUACGUCAAGACCGUGCCGGGCCCCUCGUUCCUCGUGAAGACCGUGCACCACGUCAACAAGCUCAAUCGCGGAGCGCACCUAGUCGGCGGACAGUACGGGCACGGCGGAUACGGAGGCGGCUACGGAGGAGGAUUCGGCUUCGGAGGCUUCAAGCACUGAGCGCGGG
Molecule: messenger RNA, 410 nt
Organism: Dermacentor silvarum
Lineage: Eukaryota; Metazoa; Arthropoda; Arachnida; Ixodida; Ixodidae
Product: shematrin-like protein 2
Exons: 2
Coding region: 95-403 (102 amino acids)
Source: RefSeq, a predicted model, not a curated record